Molecule: messenger RNA, 3473 nt
Organism: Labeo rohita (rohu)
Lineage: Eukaryota; Metazoa; Chordata; Actinopteri; Cypriniformes; Cyprinidae
Gene: tm9sf5
Product: transmembrane 9 superfamily member 2
Exons: 18
Coding region: 143-2134 (663 amino acids)
Biological process (GO): protein localization to membrane
Cellular component (GO): membrane
Source: RefSeq, a predicted model, not a curated record
ACUCCGAUACAAAUCUUUCUUGAGUCACUAGCAGCCGCGAGCUCGUUGUCUUGGUGAUAUUCCGUGUGAACUGUCGCCGGUUAGUUUUAUGGUUUGCUCCAGCCGAGUCAACCGGGAUCCUCGCGGGACGCUGCUUUGAAACAUGAAGUCCUUAAAUUCGCGUUUUAUAUUUUGCCUGAGUUUAACCCUAGUCAGCUCAAGCUUUGGAUUCUAUCUUCCGGGUUUAGCACCAGUCAGUUUUUGCGAGAAAGAAGAUGCGAAGGAAUGUCAGAAAGAGAUACAGCUGUUUGUGAAUAGGCUGGACUCAGUAGAAUCAGUUCUGCCUUAUGAAUAUGAUGCGUUUGAUUUUUGCAAAGAUUUGGAUGAAAGAAGGCCCUCAGAGAACCUUGGGCAGGUGUUAUUUGGAGAAAGAAUAGAGACAUCACCUUACAAGUUUUCUUUUAAGGCUGACAAGGCUUGUGUGAAGGUCUGCACCAAAACGUAUGAUACAGGUUCAAAAGAAGACAAGUUAAAGUUGGACUUCUUAAAAAAAGGAAUGGAGCUGAAUUACCAGCACCACUGGAUUGUUGACAACAUGCCAGUGACAUGGUGUUAUAUCAUAGAGGACAACCAGAAAGUUUGCAACCCAGGAUUUCCAGUUGGAUGUCUAGUAAACCAAGAAGGAAAGCCAAAGGAUGCCUGUGUGAUAAAUGCUGAAUUCAACAGGAAGAACACUUUUUAUAUUUUCAACCACGUGGACAUCACCAUAGUUUACCACAGUGGAGAUGAAACAAAUGGGAUGAAUGCACGACUUGUGGCGGCAACACUGGAACCAAGGAGCAUCAAGCAUAGUGAUGACGUCAAUCCAACGUGUGAUGGCACUCCAAUGGACAUUCCAGCAGAAUUCAGCAGUAAUCUCAAAAUCACCUACUCUUAUUCAGUUACAUUUAAGCAAAAUGAUGACAUUAGGUGGGCUUCUCGAUGGGAUUACAUUUUGGUUUCCAUGCCUCACACCAACAUCCAGUGGUUCAGCAUCAUGAACUCAUUGGUCAUUGUGCUCUUCCUGUCUGGCAUGGUGGCCAUGAUCAUGCUGAGAACUUUGCACAAGGAUAUUGCCCGGUACAACCAGCUGGAUCAGGCAGACUGGGUUAAGAUCCCUCCAGCUGCAAACGUUACCUAUGAAGAAGCCCAGGAGGAGUCUGGCUGGAAGCAGGUUCAUGGUGAUGUGUUCAGGCCGCCCAGGAUGGGCAUGCUUCUGUCUGUCUUCCUGGGACAGGGCACUCAGGUCUUCAUCAUGACCUUCAUCACCCUUUUCUUGGCCUGUCUGGGAUUCCUGUCUCCAGCCAACAGAGGGGCUCUCAUGACAUGUGCAGUGGUGUUGUGGGUUCUGCUUGGCACACCUGCUGGAUAUGUGUCUUCCAGACUCUAUAAGACUUUCGGUGGUGAAAACUGGAAAACCAAUGUUCUUCUCACCGCCUUUUUGUGUCCUGGGAUUGUGUUUGUGGAUUUCUUCUUCAUGAAUCUGAUCCUGUGGGUAGAGGGCUCCUCCGCUGCAGUUCCCUUUGGUACACUGGUCGCCAUCCUGGCACUGUGGUUUGGCAUCUCUGUUCCUCUCACUUUUGUGGGUGCAUACUUCGGCUUCAAAAAACCAGGCAUUGAGCCACCAGUGCGAACAAACCAGAUCCCACGCCAAAUUCCUCAGCAGUCCUUCUUCACCAAACCCUUGCCUGGCAUCAUCAUGGGCGGCAUCCUGCCCUUCGGCUGCAUUUUCAUCCAGCUCUUUUUCAUCCUCAACAGCAUCUGGUCUCAUCAGAUGUAUUACAUGUUUGGUUUCCUUUUCCUGGUCUUCAUCAUCCUGGUCAUUACUUGCUCUGAGGCAACCGUUCUGCUCUGCUACUUCCAUUUAUGUGCAGAGGAUUACCACUGGUGGUGGCGAUCAUUCCUGACCAGCGGUUUCACAGCAGUGUAUCUGUUUAUCUACGCAGUGCAUUACUUUUUCUCAAAACUACAAAUCAUAGGGGCUGCGAGCACCUUCCUCUACUUUGGUUACACCUUGAUCAUGGUGCUCAUUUUCUUCAUUUUUACAGGUACUAUAGGCUUCUUCGCCUGCUUCUUGUUUGUAAAUAAAAUCUACAGCGUGCUGAAGGUGGACUAAGUGAGGGACAUUUGGAGAACACCACAACAUCGUCUUUUUACAAAUCAGCUUUUAUGUGGAUAUCUGAAUUGACAUUUAAAUGAAGGUUGGUGUGUUUGGCUCAACUGUAAUUCACUGACCUGUAGCAGGUGUGCGUGUGAACUCCAAAGACCCUUUUUCAGUGCUUUACUUGUCUCACGUUGCCUAUGACUUCAUUCCAGCUAAACCUACCACACUGAGAGCAGAAGCCCAUAUCUUAUGUAUAAAAUUGUCUUAAUAUGCUUUUAUACAGAUCCAGAUGUAUGUUUUAUUGGAUCAUCUGUAAAGACAUAAUUUGAAUAUUUAAUACAAUUCCUGUCCAUGUUUUGGCUUUUGUACAUUUUUGACAGAUCAAAUGGGACACAAUUUUGGGUGCAGUCAUAUUUAGCUUUGUACAGCAAAAUUCUGUGGGCUAAAAGCAGUCAUCUUAAUAAAAAUCCACGCAAUCCGUAAUUUUGUGAGUGACACAUAGGGCUGGACGAUAAAUCGAAAAGUAACUGAAAUUCGUUUUUUUUUAAAAAUCCUGUUAAAACCUUCACAUUAAAUGGGUCCUAUUGCGCUUUUUCACUUUUUGAAUUUUAGGCAGUGUGUGGUAUGUAUGUUAAGGAUUAAAAAGAUCUACAAAGUUACAAAUCUUAAAGUACACUCCAAAUGGAGACAUUUAGUUUUUAAAAAAUCCUUUUUGAAGAAUUACAACGAAUGGCUCAAACAGCAGCGUUGUUUUCCGGGUGUUGAGAUGUCACAAAUCACAUUAGAAUAUCAUUAUAAUAAAUCCCGCCUACAGAAAUUUGAAUGGAUGUGGGCUGGGUAGGGACGAGGUAGGGGAUUAGCCUAACUUUAGCGAUGCAGCACGGAGAGCCGCUUCUGGGACACUUCAACGAACCACGGUUUCGUGGUUUGUGACUAAAGUGGCCGCGAUCUGCUCUGGUGGCCGUGUCGGAGCCAUAACGCGCCACAGGCAUGUGCAGUGUGUGGUAAGAGACUUAUACUUAUCAGUUAUAACGCAAAUGUUUUCUAAAAUGCAUGAACUUGCACUAGGCUAGGCUAGGCUAAUCAGUAAUGAUGUUUUUUGAUAAUGUUAAUGUUCUUUGCUUGUUUUCUGUAGCUGCUUUUUGAAUAAUUACGGAAAUGUAAGCAUUAUAAUUAGUAACUUACAAUGUUUUUAUUCAGUUGUUGUAAUGUUAAAUACAAAUGAAGUCAUAUUAAAGGGGUCAUCGGAUGCAAAGUUCACUUUUCCAUGUUGUUUGAACAUUAAUGUGUGUUGGCAGUGUAUGUACACAUCUACCCUAUAAUAAAAACACAUGCAGUGGUUUUUGAUUAA